This is a messenger RNA of Orbicella faveolata, 2529 nucleotides long. RefSeq names its product bifunctional 3'-5' exonuclease/ATP-dependent helicase WRN-like. Gene Ontology annotation, biological process: DNA replication; double-strand break repair via homologous recombination; telomere maintenance. Gene Ontology annotation, cellular component: nucleoplasm; chromosome; nucleus. NCBI's taxonomy places the organism in Eukaryota, Metazoa, Cnidaria, Anthozoa, Scleractinia, Merulinidae. The record is from RefSeq and is a predicted model, not a curated record. Gene Ontology annotation, molecular function: nucleic acid binding; four-way junction helicase activity; 3'-5' DNA helicase activity.
AAAGCGAAAAUCUAAAGCUAAAGCUGCGUCACGUGGUUCCAUGAUAGUGCACUGAAACUCAAAAUGAACACACUUUGGCGGGAAAGGAAAUUUGUUGACACAUUGAUUAAAUUACGUGCGACCCAAAACAUGCCUAAUUAAGUACCGGAAACAGAAAUUUUUUGGCAACAAAACAAUUCUGUGCGCUAGUGCGACCUGAGCCAAAGUUUCCGAAAAACUCGAAAAAUUCGAAAAUCGUCAAGUUUCCGUAAUGUGAACCUGCGCAAAUUCCGGGAAGAAUGGAAGUCAGUAGCCAGCGCUCCGAGCUGGCAGCGGGAAACUGGAAUCUUAUUUGGAAGCGCGGGUGUCAGCGCGGGUAUAAAUGAAUCCAAGAUGGCGCCACGCAGCAAUCCAGUGACGUUCUUAAUAUCAUCUAAUAUCGCUGUAAAAUGCUGUUCAUUCUUCAUUUAGAGAGCUAUAUAUUAUCGCGUAGCUCUGUAUUAGUGACUUAAAAAUGGGAAGUAAUCAGAAUGGAGAUGUACAUGGCAGGCUUUCGAAGAUUUUGAAUACGUUGCGCGAGAUAUCAGAAGUUCUUUCUCCAAGCAGUGUUGAAGACAACUGCAGAAUAGAUUCAGUAGUUUCUGCCAUUGAGUCAAGCGCUUCUGAACUUCACGACUUGGUUCUGGGAAAAAGAAACAAGGAUACCUCAAAGGAUUCAGGAAACACAAGCUUCACAGAGGAUUUGAUAGAUGCUAGUGAAGAACAGGCCUUGAACAGUUCUAACUUUGAUGGUUCAAAUGACCUGAUUGAGUUGAGUGAUGAUGAUGAAUUUGAUGAAGUAAUGGCUGAGGUUGACAUCGAAGAAUUAUGCAAUCAAAGCCAGGUUGAGUCAAAGAUUCUAGACGCUGGCCACUCAGAUACACUAGAUCAAUUGCCAGAAACUGAAGAGGCAAAUGAAAUAAAACCAGACGCUGAGCAUGUUGAGGUCCUAAAGAGAUACUUUGGCCACUCCAAGUUCAGACCCAUGCAGUGGAAGAUAAUCAAUGAAGUGCUUAAUUGGAAACAGGAUGUGUGUGUUGUAAUGGCUACAGGAUAUGGGAAGAGUUUGUGCUAUCAGUAUCCAUCUUUAUACACUGGAGGUACAACAGUUGUCAUCUCUCCCUUAAUCUCACUCAUGGAAGAUCAAGUCACUAAACUUGGGCUUUAUAACAUUCCAGCUUGCUACCUUGGAUCCGCUCAAAGCAAUAGUGCUGAAGUAAAAGCUGGAAUUUUACGUGGGGAAUACAGAGUGGUGUACUUGACUCCAGAAUAUGUUUCCCUGGACACUGGAUUUUUAGCUUAUGUGCAGAAAUCUGUAGGUCUAACACUAGUUGCAAUAGAUGAAGCACAUUGUGUGUCUCAGUGGGGACAUGACUUCAGAUCUUCAUAUCGGUCACUUGGAUGUAUCAGGGAUAAACUACCUCAAGUACCUAUUGUUGCACUGACAGCUACAGCCACUCCUACUGUGAGACGGGAUAUCUGUCAGUCUCUGAGGUUGAGAAAUGCUGCAUUUGUUUGUACAGGAUUUGACAGACCUAAUUUAUACUUUGAAGUAGAAAGAAAGUCUGGCAGUAUAAAGGAUGACUUAAAACCUCUCCUGAUAAGAUCAGCAGAUAGAAGUAAGAUUGAGUAUUCCUUUGAUGGUCCAACAAUUGUUUACUGUCCAACAAAGAAAACGACUGAAACAGUGGCUCGGGAACUCCAAGGUCUUGGGGUGAGGUGUGAAUAUUACCAUGCUGGGCUAGCACCUAGGGAACGGAGGAAAGUGCACCACCUCUUUAUCAGAGAUGAAAUUCAGUGCAUUGUAGCCACAGUGGCCUUUGGAAUGGGAAUUGACAAACCAGAUGUGAGAAAAAUUAUUCAUUAUGGAGCUCCAAAAGAUAUAGAAUCAUACUACCAGGAGAUAGGAAGGGCUGGACGGGAUGGUCUUCCCAGUACGUGCCAUGUUUUUUAUAGCACAGCGGAUUUUUCCCUCAACCGGCACUUGUUAAAUGAUGUUAAAGCAGAGUCCUUCAAAGAACAUAAGCUGCGAAUGCUGAACAAACUUGAGCAGUACCUGGGUACUACAGAAUGUAGAAGAAGAACAAUUUUAGCAUACUUUGAGGACACAGUUGGUAUGAGCAUUGGUGGAAAAGAUGACUGUUGUGAUAUUUGUCGAAACAGGGCUCUUAACCCACAUGUCAAGGAUAACAAGAGAGAUUUCACAAAGGAAGCUAAAUUGCUUCUUAAUGCUAUUAUGACAGCAGGGAAUGGUACAUAUGGUAUGUCAAUUCCUGUUUUGAUGCUGAGAGGUUCGAACAGUCAGAAAGUUCCAAGAUGGCUGAUGCAAAAGAAGGAAUUUGGAGCUGGGAGUUUUCAGUCAGAGAAAUGGUGGAAAAGCUUUGGUAAGUAUUUUGUCAUCUUUUUGUUGUAACAUCUUGAGAGGUACAGUGAUGCUCAAGGGUUAUUUCUUUCAGUAAUCAUUCUUUACACAUAGCAAAACUUGGGAAAGGAUUAAGUACAAUGGUUUAA